AUGGAGGCGCGCGCGGGGGGCGCUGCGGAACCUAGGAGGAGCAGAGGAGGCCACAGCUUCCCAAAACCGGCGGGUUCCAGCGCCAAGCAGAUCCUGGCGCGGUUGGACGCGCGCCCUCUGGCGGCCCGAGCUGCGGACGACGUGGCGGCGCUGGUUCGCAGGGCUGGAGCCACAUUGCGCCUGCGCGCCAAGGAGGGCGUCAGUGGGCUGGACUCUGCGGAUAUAGAGGUCACUGAUAGUCGUCUGCCUUAUGCACCUCUUGUGAGACACCGGAACCAGACCGGCGACCUGGUGCUCUACAUCAACGGGGAGUCCACGCACAGCCUCACCCUGACUCAGGUCCUAGAGCGGAUCCGCUCUGGUGGUUCCCGCCUAUGCCUCGUGCUCCUCAGGCCUGUUGAUAGCCAUCCCCGCAAGCCUGAGGGUUUGGGAGAGCCCCAGAAAAGAGUCCUGUCACUCCUAGAUCGCAGCCCAGAUCCUGGGGGACCGAAGGGAAGAAGGCCUUGCAGUGCCAGCGCUUCCUCACUUCAGCACCCUGGGUCUAGGAAGACUGCCAAGACCCAGGGCAGCCGGGAGCCCAGCUUAGAGACGGAGGUCCACAGCACCGCGGUUACUCCUGCUGAAUGCCGUACAGAAGACCCGGGCGACCAGACUCCCAGUUUCCCGGGACCCUGGCUGGUGCCCAGCGAGGAACGGCUCUCACAAAUCCUCAGGGUCCCCUGAGGCGCGCAGCUCGCUCUGGAGAUGGCAGCCGGAAGACGGAGGCACUGA
Molecule: messenger RNA, 771 nt
Organism: Chrysochloris asiatica (Cape golden mole)
Lineage: Eukaryota; Metazoa; Chordata; Mammalia; Afrosoricida; Chrysochloridae
Gene: MAGIX
Product: MAGI family member, X-linked
Exons: 5
Molecular function (GO): protein binding
Source: RefSeq, a predicted model, not a curated record